Molecule: messenger RNA, 2235 nt
Organism: Aphis gossypii (cotton aphid)
Lineage: Eukaryota; Metazoa; Arthropoda; Insecta; Hemiptera; Aphididae
Gene: JMJD5
Product: bifunctional peptidase and arginyl-hydroxylase JMJD5
Exons: 8
Coding region: 136-1254 (372 amino acids)
Cellular component (GO): nucleus
Molecular function (GO): histone H3K36 demethylase activity
Source: RefSeq, a predicted model, not a curated record
AUUUUAAAUUAAAUUAUUCAUAGAAUAUUUGAAAAGUUGACGUUUAAUAUUUUAUUUUGUUGUUUUUAGAAUUAAAAUUAUUUGAUCAUUCAUUCUUGUAGAUAUUGUAACAGCAAUAUAUUGAUUAACAGUAUUAUGAAAAUUAUUGUAGAUAAUGUAUUACAACAUUUGGAAUCAUCUUUGUCUGCUGAAUUUGAUUAUAGAAAUGUACACGAAGCACUAGAUUUUUUAUUUCGAAAAUCGUUGAAUGAUUCCCAUACUGAAAAUACUAAAGUUGCUUUAUCAAGUGUUGAAGCUGUCUUAGAAAAAGUAUGGGAAUCAUUUCAUACUGGUUCCUGGGCUGAUGCUCCAGAUGGAAUGCGUAAACUUUAUUCUCAUGCUAGUUUGCUUAAAACCAAAUUAUUAUUAAAAACUGCUAAUGAUGAAAGAAUGUUGAAAAAAACUAUAAAAGCUAUUGAUAUGGGGUUGCUAAUGGGCAAUGCAUUUAGAAAUGAAUUAACUAUAGCUGCAUCAUUAUUAUGUAAAGCCCUACAGCAGACUUUUGUUGAGGUUCCAGUUAAAUUGUGUGAUUAUAGCAAAUCAAAUAACAACAGUUAUGCAUUUCAUAGAAUUGGUGAUCAUGUUCCAAUACUACAUCAACCAUCCUUAGAAACAUUUUUAAGAGAUUAUCUUAAAUCUAAAAAACCUAUUAAAAUAACAGGCAAUAUGGAACACUGGCCUGCUAUAAAUAAAUGGAAAGACUUAAAUUAUCUUAUAAAAUUAGCUGGGGCUAGAUUAGUUCCUGUUGAAAUUGGAUCGUCUUAUGCAGAUGCUGAUUGGAGUCAAAAAUUAAUAACACUUGAAGAAUUCAUAAAUAUUCAUGUUGUUCAAGAAGGUGAAAAAUCAACGUACCUUGCACAACAUCAACUUUUUAAUCAAAUUCCCGAAUUGAAAGAUGAUAUUAGAGUCCCAGAGUAUUGUUAUUUAGCAGACGUGGAUGGUGAAGAGCCUGACAUAAAUGCAUGGUUAGGUCCUAAAGGAACAGUGUCUCCUACACAUUAUGAUCCAAAGAAUAACUUUUUAGCUCAAGUAGUAGGAUCAAAAUAUAUUAUUUUGUAUGAUCCAAAGUGGUCCGAGUAUUUAUAUCCAUAUGAUGAUAAAUUUCUUAAAAAUACUGCACAAGUAGAUCCAGUUAAGCCUGAUUUUUGUCAAUUUCCCAAUUUCUCUCAUGUUAAAGCAAUGCAUUGUAUUUUAAAUGAAGUCAUAGACAACUAAGAUAAAUGAAGCAAAUAAGCUGAGAAAACAAAAUGUAUAAUAUAUUUAAGGCCUCAGAAAUAAAAAACAAAGGUGUUUCUCCAAAAUUUUGGUAUGGGUAAGUACUACAGUCAACAGGUCAGGAAACUUUUAUUUUACAUAUAAAUAAAGAUUUAUAAACAUUCUAUAAAUUGUUUAUGUUUUCUAAAUACCCGUAAUGCCUUAAUAUGAUAAGUAUCAAGACAUAUAAUAAAAAUCUAUUGGACAAAAAAGAUAUGUGUCUUAUUUUCAACAUUUUUUUAUAUGAUUUUUUGUAUUAAAACAAUUAAAUAAUAUUUUAUAUUAUUUAUGUGACUUUCUUUUUAAAAAUGGUAGUCCAUCAAUAUUUUUAAUCAAUAGUAAUUUAAAAGAGCUUAAUAGGCUAUUUAUCUGUAUUAAAUAUUUUAAAUAUUCUUAAUAUUAUUGGUAAAUUAUGGUAAACAAAGUUAAAAUCUUCACCAAUUAGACUAUGUUUAGUAUGUCUUAGUAAUAAAUAUUGCUGUUUAUCAGAAAAUAAAGUAUUAGAAGGAUUUAAUUUUUAAAGAACAAUUAAUUAUGUUACCUGAGACAACACAUUUAGUUGAUUAUUUUGAUACCUCUGAUUUUCAUCGGUCUUACAGGUGUGUUAACUGACAAGUAUAAUCCAAAUAAUGAUGCCAGACUAUGAUUUAUUCUACCAUUAAUGUGGUUUAUCCACCAAACUACAUUACAUAAUUGUAUUUUCAUUUUUCUCCGACUUGAUAAUAUUUUAUGCUGAUAUAAGAAUAAAAUUUAUAUUUUAAACAAUUUUAUGUAUUAAUUAUAAGUGUACUUAUAAUUUAUUAAAACUAAAUAAUAAUUUUCUUGUUGUAUUUAAAAAUAUUAUGAUUUUUUUCAGUAAUCUAAAAUUUAUAUAUAUUAUGUGUACUUAUAUACUUUUGUAUUUAAAGUUUAGUUAUUUGCAUAGUUUUAUACUUUAUAUAU